ACUACCAUGUGUUCAUGAAAGCACAGACUUACCUGACCUUCCCGAUUUCAAACCUGAUGCCACACCUUACUGCCAUGUCUGCGGUGCUUAAGACAGGCCAACGGCUUUUUGAUUGUUUUCAGUGCAAGAACAUGCAAAUAUAAGCAAAGUAAACGUAAAGUCUUUAUCUACAGUUUCUUGUUUUGAAAUGAAAGGGCUCAAAAGUCGUAUCUCCCUGCCAACCUUCAACCUAUAAAUGUUUGAGACUCGGGCCUGAAAAUGGCAGAAAAGCUGUAGAGCUGUCCAAGAUCUGUCCUUCAUCAUCACACAGACAGAAGACUCAAGUUGGAGAGAGAGCGGAAGAUUGUGGAAUAACAUACAAAUAUUGCAUGAACAUGACUGUUCUUUCAUCACACUGUCAGUGAAUGCACUGGAAACUCCAUGCGGAAAGGCCAAGGACACUCCAAGCCUUCCUGUUAGAUGGGCACGCUCUUCUAUCACUAACAGGUCCAGAAAGCAACCUGGAAACCAAAUUGUCCUUCCAGACUCUUGAGUGAUGGGAGACCUAAGCAUCAGCCAGCGAAUCGAUGCCUUUGGAGACUCCGGCUGUCUUUCUGCUGCUGUCCAGAAGUUCUCCCAGUCGUUGCAGGAGUUCCAGUUUGAGUGCAUAGGUGAUGCUGAGACAGAUGACGAGGUCAACAUUGCCCAGUCUUUCAAAGAGUUCUCCCAGCUGCUGAACACCGUUGAAGAGGAAAGAAGGCGCCUGAUUCAGAAUGCAGAUGAUGUCUUGAUUACUCCCUUGGAAAAAUUUCGGAAGGAGCAAAUUGGAGCAGCGAAGGAGGUAAAGAAGAAAUUUGAUAAGGAGACGGAAAAAUACUACUCCACACUUGAGAGACAUCUCAACCUGUCAUCUAAAAAGAAAGAGGCCUAUCUCCAGGAGGCUGACACGCAGAUUGAUAAGGAGAGGCAGCUCUUUUAUGACACAUCCCUUGAGUAUGUUUUCAAAAUUCAGGAAGUGCAAGAAAAGAAAAAAUUUGAGUUUGUUGAGCCGCUCUUGGCCUUUCUUCAGGGUUUGUUUACAUUUUACCAUGAAGGAUAUGAGUUGGCUCAUGAAUUUGAGCCGUACAAACAGCAGCUCCAGUUCAACCUACAGAACACAAGAAACAACUUUGUGAGCACCAAGCAGGAAAUGGAGAAGCUGAUGAACAGGAUAAGGUCUGCAGAUCAGGACUACAAACCCCCCGGCGAGUGGACGAUGGAAGGCUUCCUGUACGUCCAGGAGAAGCGUCCUCUGGGAUGCGCCUGGACGCGUCACUACUGCGCGUAUGACAAAGGAAGCAAGACCUUCACCAUGAGCAACACGGAAAACAAGUCAGCCGGGAAACAGAAUGGCCUCGUCUUGAAUCAGCCAGAGACUUUCAAGCUCAAGUCCUGCAUUCGGAGGAAAACGGACUCCAUCGACAAGCGCUUCUGCUUUGAUAUCGAAGUGGUGGAGAGAAAUGACAUCUGUCGAGGAACUCUUUUCAGACCACUUCAGUUUUUCUGUAAAGUCCGGCAUGGCGUAAUGACGCUGCAGGCGCUGUCAGAGUCCAACAGAAGACUGUGGCUGGAGGCCAUGGAUGGCAAGGAGCCGAUUUACAACCUGCCAGCCAUACUAAGCAAAAAAGAGGAAACGUAUCUUAACGAGGCAGGUUUUAACUUCGUGAGGAAAUGCGUUGACCUGGUCGAGACGAGAGGCAUCCAUACAAUGGGGCUGUACAGAAUUGGAGGGGUAAACUCCAAAGUACAGAGGCUGAUGAGUACGGUCUUUUCUUCCAAGGCACCUGUGGAUGUGGAGCUGGAUCCUGAGAUGUGGGACAACAAAACCAUCACCAGUGGUCUGAAGAAUUACCUCAGGUGCCUCUCUGAACCUCUCAUGACUUUCAAGCUGCACAAAGAUUUCAUCAUGGCUGUCAAGUCUGAUGAUCAAAACUACAGAGUGUGCGCUGUUCAUGCUUUGGUUCAUAAGCUGCCGGAGAGGAACAGGGAAAUGCUGGAGUUACUGAUAAAACACCUGGUCAUAGUUUCUGCACAAAACCAGUCCAACCUGAUGACGGUGUCCAACCUGGGUGUUAUCUUCGGGCCGACGCUGAUGCGGUCGCAGGAGGAGACGGUGGCUGCUAUGAUGAACAUCAAGUUUCAGAACAUCGUGGUGGAAAUUCUGAUCGAGAACUUCAACAAGCUCUUUCACCAGCCUCCUGAUCCCAACGUGCCUCUGCCGCAGCCGCAGAGUCGGACCGGCUCCCGCAGGAGCAGAGCCAUCUGCCUGUCCAAGGGGCCCCGCAAGCCGCGCAGUCUUUACGCCCCGACGCUGUGCCUGGCAGAUGCAGAAAGCCCCUGCAUAGGUGACACCUUGAGCAGCAGUCCAAGCAGCACCCCUACAGGCAGCAUGGAGUCUCUGUCGUCCCACUCCUCAGAGCAGAACACCACCUCCAAAACCGCUUCCUCUGGAGCAGGACGGUGCCUCAGCAGGUCGGACCUCCUCCGCCGGACCCCGUCGCAGCUCUCGAACAGCCCCAGGAGCGCGCCGUGCGUCAGCAGCCCCGAGUCCAGCUCCAGGGAGGAGGGAGGUCGAACGGAUGGGGAGUCUGAGGACACUUUCAGCCUGUCCUCAGUCAGCACAACACCUCGACUGUCUCCCGCACCCAAAAAAGCCCCCCACUGCCGCUCUGACCUCAAGCCGGUGCUGCCGAGUCGCUCCGUUUCUCCCUCACUGAAAUCACUGCCAGGAUCUGACGGCCAGCGGAGCUGUUCUGGUUCUGUCCAAAGUUUAUCAACACUGGAGACCAAAGAGAGCCUAAAGCCUGGUGAUCACCCCACCCUUCCACCGAAGCAAGUCAUCCGCCGCAGGGCAGACGCGUCGGUGAACAACGGCUACCAGAGGCCAGGCUCAGUGGUUGCUGCCAGAGCGCUGCUUUUUGAAAACCCCUCUUCUUCACAAUCUGUCCCUAUAGGAAGAGAUGCCAAGGCCAUGUAUUCCUGUGAGGCAGAGCACAGCAAUGAGCUCAGCUUUCCUCAGGGGGCGCACUUCUCAAAUGUCUACCCCUCCGUCGAACCAGGCUGGCUCCAAGCAACAUACGAGAGCAAAACAGGUUUAAUCCCAGAGAAUUAUGUUGUUUACCUGUAAAAGAAGCUAACCCUGCCAUAUUUUUUAUGAUGGCAAUGGAAAAAGAACUCUGUGCUCACUGUUAAGUUCCCAAUAUCCAGUUCCCUGACAGAGAAUCAUCAUUUGACAUGAAUCUCUUAUUCAUUUUGGAUUUGGAGUGACAUAUUUGAAUCGUUUUUUUGGGGGGGUUCCAGAGUGAAAUGGUAAUGCAAUAAAGGGAGAAUUAAGAUGCGUUUGGACAGGAUAAGAAAAAAGACAUUUUACAUUUGCCUUCGAACUUAUAAAGCAAAGCUGAAAGUGCCAAAGCACUACUUUGGAAGUAUCUCCAAAAUUGCUACCUGUAAACUUCAAGGCAACAAUAAAAUACCGUUUUACUUAGAUUGUCCCAGAUUCCUCAAUACAUCCCAGUAAACCUAAAUCCAUCCUACUACUUUGAUUUAUUUUGAAAACAAGAACUGAGUGCGCAAGUUUGGCUUUAUUGUGGAUUUUCUUUAAUCCAUACAGUCAAAGUUGUACAUAUAAUGCACUAAUAUUGAAUAUAGUUACGGUCAAGGUCCAGGAACUGAAUAUUAGAUUUCUUCAUCCAUUCCCAUUUAAGCAUUUAAAGAGUGAAAUUUGCAGAUGAAAAGCCAAAUGUCUUCAGGAGAAAUGUCUCAUGAUCAGAUGCUCAGAUCAAAGACUGAGCUCCUUACCUGCAAUGGCAGGAACAACUGGAGGAGUUUAAGUAAGACUGGAUUUAUGAAAGGUCUUUCAAAGCCAGAAAAAGUUUUACCAGAUUUUUAAUGUCAGGUUCUAAAUUAUCCAUCCAUCCAUUUUCUUACACCCUUGUCCCUCAGUGGGGUCAGGAGGGUUGCUGGUGCCCAUCUCCA
Poecilia reticulata (guppy) is the source of this 3993-nucleotide messenger RNA. The record is from RefSeq and is a predicted model, not a curated record. NCBI's taxonomy places the organism in Eukaryota, Metazoa, Chordata, Actinopteri, Cyprinodontiformes, Poeciliidae.